Molecule: messenger RNA, 1380 nt
Organism: Rubroshorea leprosula
Lineage: Eukaryota; Viridiplantae; Streptophyta; Magnoliopsida; Malvales; Dipterocarpaceae
Source: the annotation of a GenBank genome assembly
GCAAUAACUUCAAACCCCGUUUUAAAACCCUCCCCCCGAGCUCCGGCAAUAAUCUGACCAAACCCGCCAUUAAUUUCCCUCUAUUCUCCAAUUAUUAUGUCUCUGCCUUUCCUCCUCUGCAUCUUUCUCUUCGCUUCCCUCUUUCCUCCUUUAACGCCCCUCAGUUCUUCUCCUUACCUCUCCCCCACCAUUUUCUCGUCAAACUACCAAAAAAUGCUCAAAGCUUUCAAAACUUACGUCUACCCACGGUCGGUGGCGCCAUCGUUUGACUCCCAAGUCGAGUCCCUGUUUUACUUCUCUCUAACGCAAAGCAACUUCAUCACGCAGAACCCAGAAGAAGCCCACCUGUUUUUCAUCCCGUUCUCGUUCCACGCCGACUUAUCCCCUCGCUCCACCGCGCGUGUUGUUGGGGAUUAUCGUACGGAUUAUAUUUACUGGAAUCGGGCUCUGGGGGCUGACCAUUUUUACCUCUCCUGCACGGGUGUGCGUCACGGGUCGGAUCGGAACGUCGUGGAGUUGAAGAAAAAUUCGGUCCAGAUUUCCUGCUUCCCAACAACCAGCGGGUUGUUUACCCCUCAUAAGGAUAUCACAUUACCCCCACUCGCAAAUGUUCACGCCCUACACGCGCCGGCUAACAAGAGCGCCAAGUACUUCGCUUAUGUCAAGUACAAUUGGGUCAAAGAGUCAACCCUCGUCGAGGAACUUUUAUCUGAUCCCGAAAUUCUAGUCGAAUCAGAGCCAUCCGAUCAGAUGACUUACGAGGCGAGACUCGCCGGCAGCAAGUUCUGUUUAUUCGAGUACGGCCAGGAUGUCACCGGGAUCGGAGAAGCGAUGAGUUUCGGGUGCGUCCCGGUAGUGAUCACCGACCGUCCGAUACAAGACCUACCGCUGACUGACGUGCUGUCGUGGCAACGGAUCGCGGUGUUUGUGGGGACCAGAGGUGGGGCCAAGGAGCUGAAGCGGGUAUUGGUUCGCGUGGUGGUUGAUGGUUACGAGGACAUGAGGAGAUCUGGUGCGGCCGCGAGUAAGCACCUCGUGUGGAACGAAACGCCACAGUCGUACGAUGCGUUCCACAUGGUGAUGUAUCAGCUUUGGUUGAGAAGGCACACGAUCAGAUAUCCGGACAGGGAAUGGGCUUAAGAAUCGUUUGAUCAUGUAAGGAAAAAAAAAUUUUUUCUUCAAUUUUACCAUUUAGGUACACAACAAGAUCCUUUCAUAAGUUAGGGAAAAAAAAAUUUUCCUUUCAUAAUCACAAGCUUGCUUUAUGCCUUUUGUGAUAUGAAAUGAAAGAAUGGAGUGUGUGAUAGUCAAAUUCAAAGUUUAAUAACAAAAUUAUAUAGUGUUUUAUGUUAAAUUGAACAUUAAAUAACAUUGUUGAUG